Ixodes scapularis (black-legged tick) is the source of this 880-nucleotide messenger RNA. RefSeq lists its product as uncharacterized. Bases 57 to 587 code for a protein of 176 amino acids. The transcript is spliced from 4 exons. NCBI's taxonomy places the organism in Eukaryota, Metazoa, Arthropoda, Arachnida, Ixodida, Ixodidae. The record is from RefSeq and is a predicted model, not a curated record.
CAGGCCAGCGCAGCUGCCCUCGGCACCUUGGUGUCGGCGGCCUCCACCAGCUGGGUAUGUGUCAUGGUUCUUGCACUGCUUGGAGUGAUCUCAUGAGGCUCACUGAAGAUGUCUUUCUUCAGAUGAGCCGGAAGAUCAGGCAGCUGGAGAACGAGAAUCAUCGCUUGGUGAGGCAGGCUGCCUUACAAAAGACAAGGGAAGCGACAUUCCGGUCUCACUUGCACGAGUUCUUCACUGUGGACCAACUGGCAGCUCUAUCGAGAUCCAGCAACAGGGGGUCCAAGUGGUCUAAUGAGACGGUGAAGAAGUCGCUGCAGAUGCGAUCUGCAUGUGGCAGCUUGGGCUACGACUUGCUACUGGAGGGGAGCUUCCCAUUGCCGUCGUCUAGAACUCUAGGGCGGCGGCUUGAAGGUGAGCACUGCCCUACGGGUCCUCAGUCACUCCACGGCCACUGCCCUGCGCUUCCUGGUGGAGAAUCAUGGCUGGAGCACCAACUUCCUCACCACGGCUUGGUUCUUGGAACAGUACCUGAAGGCGUCCAAGGCAGGGUCCUACGAACUGGACGAUGCCUCCUUUUACCUGGCUGACCUCGCAGACUUGGAUGUACAACCUGCUGUGCCCACCGACAUUUUUCUUGAGGAGGUAGAACUCGCCAUGUCACAACCUGAGGAGAAUAGCUUUGACUAUUACGCGGGUAUGUGGUACGAAGAGUUGUAAAACAUAAUGCUACAUGUGACACGUGUGCUGCAGCUGUUCAAGUCCCCAUGGCACCUGCAAAUAGCCUCCUCAGGCUAAAGAGUUAUGUCCCUGACGCUCUGACCUGCCCCUCUGAAGCUGCACGCGCCCUCUUCACAAUUUGUGAAAGUGUCUUUCGCAGCCU